AUGGCGGUCACUGUGAGGACUUUCCCGAUUCCAUUACAGUGGUUAACCAGGGAACCUGUUUGGAUCGAGCAGUGGCUGCUGAAGAAGGAAAGUCUACAGCAAGUGCAUGAGCUAGUGAGUUAGCAGCUACAGCAAGGACAUAAAAAAACAUCUACUAGUCCCUGGAAUACACCUAUAUUUGUAAUAAAGAAAAAAUCUGGCAAGUAUCGUCUCUUACAUGAUUUAAGUGCUGUUAACCAACAGAUGCAAUCCAUGGGGGCUUUACAACCUGGCCUACCUAAUUCAGCAAUGCUGCCUGAACAUUGGAACUUAUUGAUUAUAGACUUAAAGGACUGUUUUUUCACAAUCAAACUCCAUCCUGAGGAUACACAACGUUUUGCCUUUACAGUACCUGCUAUAAACCGGGAGGCCCCAGCCAACCGGUAUGAAUGGAUAGUGUUGCCUCAAGGAAUGAAGAACAGUCCCACAUUGUGUCAACUAUUCGUUAAUGUAGCAUUACAACCCGUUUGAGCAGCUUGGCCAGAAACGUUACUUUUUCACUACAUGGAUGACAUCCUGAUAGCUCAAGAACUUCCAUUUUCUCGAGACCACGAGACGUUCUUGACUCAACAGUUUGAACAGCAGGGAUUAAUUAUAGAUACUGACAAGAUUCAAAAAGAGGCUCCAUGGAAAUACCUGGGAUGGAUUAUUACAGAAUCACACAUUCGGCCACAGAAACUGACCAUUCAGAUAGAGAUCAAAACCUUACAUGAUGCUCAAAGAUUCAUGGGAGAUUUGCAGUGGCUACGUCCUGUGAUUUGA
Molecule: messenger RNA, 801 nt
Organism: Chaetura pelagica (chimney swift)
Lineage: Eukaryota; Metazoa; Chordata; Aves; Apodiformes; Apodidae
Product: endogenous retrovirus group K member 18 Pol protein-like
Molecular function (GO): RNA stem-loop binding
Source: RefSeq, a predicted model, not a curated record